Messenger RNA from Penicillium longicatenatum, 3738 nucleotides. RefSeq lists its product as uncharacterized. The transcript is spliced from 7 exons. The record is from RefSeq and is a predicted model, not a curated record. NCBI's taxonomy places the organism in Eukaryota, Fungi, Ascomycota, Eurotiomycetes, Eurotiales, Aspergillaceae. Bases 1 to 3738 code for a protein of 1245 amino acids.
AUGUCCGCCCCCGCCCAAAAUGAUGACGGGCCUACCGACACCUCGCCGGCCACUAGCGCGGAGACAAGCCCACCUGAAAAAGCACCGCCAGUCACCAAACCGCGUCGCAAACUUCCCGGAUGGCUGGAUCAUUUCAAUGCGCGCGACUUAAAAGUGCUGUUUCGAUGCACUGUAGCAGUAUGGGUCGCAUCGCUGUUGGUCUUGAUCGGCCCAUCCCUGCGCGAGAUCGGGACCGCGACUUUCUUUGCAACACUCGUGCUUUUCAUGGUGCCGCCGACCGGCAUUGUAUUCAUCUUCAUUUUGGGAACGCUGACGCUCAUCUUGGGAAUGGCUACCGGAUGGGCAUGGGGCGUUAUCUCUAUGAAGGCCGCCCAGGCGGCACGACCUGCAGCUGAAACCCAGGCUAGAUUGCAAGCGCUGGGUCAACAGGCGUACAGUCAAGCCAACUCAACAGGCCAAAGCCUUGCAGCUGUCGAACAGGUACUCGUCUACAGUGGCUUCAUGCUAGAUGCGCGCGUCACUGCAGCCCGAUUCCGAACCAAGAAUCCUAAAUUCAUCUUGUUCCAGAUCUUUGGUACUAUCAUUAUGGACAUUUUCUUGACUAUUGGCCCAUUACUUCCUUCGUUUCAGGGAACCAUUGCCAAGGUAUUAAUUGAGCCUGCCGCCAUUGGAAUUGGUAUUGGACUGGCUUGUCAACUACUCUUAUUCCCGAAAUCCACUUCUUCCACUGUUCUCGAUGGAUUUGAGGGCCUUACGCGGCUGAUUAAAGGCCCAUUGGAUGUGACCGCUGGCAAUCUCUUUGAGGAUGAAACACCUGCAAUGGCGGAUCUGAUUAAGCUGAAAAUGAAGGCGAUCGAUACAUACAAAAAGAUCAUGCCCGGGCUUGGAUUCCUUCAGCUAGACUUUUCUGUCGGUCGGUGGAAUGCUGAUGAUGUCAAGAGUUUACAGGAGCCCAUACGACAAGCUGCGCUCACUUCCUUGUCACUAUUGGAAUUCCACAUUGCACGCAUCGGAGGCGAGGAGAAGGUUGAAAAGCUUCGUGAAAUCUUGGUUGACAACGAGCAUUUCUCGAGAGAUGAGGAUGAUGAAAAGCGGCCGCGCUCAGCUGGCAUGCGACAGCUGAUGGAAAGCGUUCGUCUUGUGCGAGCGUUUCGAACUCCUGAACAUGAAGCUCUUCGAUUAGAAAUGUUUGAGGCAAUUCGAACCCCCAGUAGGAAGAUCCUACCAAUCUGUCAAGAAGCCGCUACUGCCGUUGCUGAUGCCAUCCACUCCGUCAAUUCUUCUCGUUGGUUUGGACGCCCGACAAAACAGCUAAUGGAUGAGAACACUGCACACCUUAAGUCAAUCUUGGACACACUCAAGGCUAAGCGCUUGGCCUUUGCUUCCGAGUUCACAGAAAGUCUCAUUCAGACCAAUGCGGAUAUCUUUGAUGAAACUGGCAAACUGAAGAACCUUGAGGAUACAACGAUGCAUCGAGUGCGAGGAAUUUCACUUGCCAUGGUUUUCGAAGAACAUCUUCUCGGCGUGGCUGGGGCUUGGGAACGGGUACUGGAACAAAUCGUCGCUCUCAUGACAGAACGCCAGAAGACUCGUCUUUGGCUCCCCAAGGGUCUGCGAUAUGCUGUGUACUGGGUUCUCCGAAAGAACAGCGUCGCACCUGUUAUUGUGAAUCAGACAUCUGUUGCUGAUCCCGAUGAUGUGGAGGCCCAGUCUAAAGCAGCUCAGCAAAGUCUCCGCAUAAGUCGGGGAUACCGAGUUAAAAAGCGCAGCGGUCUUGGACGCGCGAUCAUUGGCACCCACCACUGGCUCAUCAACGCAGACGGUAUGUAUGCUCUGCGCAUGGUAAUUGUUACCAUUGCUCUUGGUAUCCCUGCGGCCAUUCCAUCUAGUGCAGGCUUCUAUUACCGUGAAAAGGGCCUUUGGGCACUGAUCAUGGGACAAACUACCCUCGUUGUAUACAUGUCAGAUUUUAUACUCUCAUUGGUCUCGCGUACCAUCGGAACCAUCGUCGGUGGUGUGGCCGGUCUGGUGGUUUGGUACGUUGGCUCCGGCAAUGGAUAUGGUAACCCUUACGGCCUUGCAGCAGCAUUGGCUGUAGCCUUCACCAUGUUGAUGUGGGGACGCAUCUUCUUACCUGUGGCUGUUUUACAAGCUGCGAUGAUGGGCGGUGCAACCUUUGUCCUUGUCGUCGGAUACAGCUACGAUGAUACGCAUAUUGCGUCAUAUGGAAACCCCGGCUAUGGAUAUAGUGUUUUCUGGCGACGACUUGUUCUUGUUCUUGUCGGGUCCGCUGCCGCUUUGAUCGUCCAGAUCCUCCCUCGCCCACCAUCCGCAUCGCGACACAUCUGCAAAUCGCUCUCAAAUAUCAUUCGCUCACUAUCUGACCACUACGCCUUACUUCUUUCUUGCUGGGGCAAACCUGACCGCGUCGAAGGUCUCAUAGCCGAAGAACUCGCAUUCAAUACGGCUGGUACCCUCAGUGCGCUUGACGGACCGGUCGCGCUUCUGAAGCUGGAAUUCUCCAGCUCCCCCUUCGACAGCGAGCGUCUCGGGCAAGUCAAGUCCCUCUGCCAAGAACUAAACCAGAAUCUCGCCCGUCUGCUAUUUCUAUCCACCUCGUUGCCUGAGCACUUCCAAACGCGUCUGGCAACCGGCUCCGGCCUCCUCGAUCACCGUAAUAUCGGUGAAAUUAUGGCUGUCCUGGGAAUUGUGGAGCAGGCCCUCAAAACUGGAGAUCCUUUGCCAGAGGUUCUGCCUACGCCUCUGCUUAAGCGGUGCUUUGAAUUCUGGCAGACGCACCAGCAGGAGAUUACCUUGACAACGGAUCUUAUACGCGAUGAGGACUAUCGCAAGUUCUGUGUGGCUAUUAGCUCGUACCUCAAGGUCUUGGCUGCGGUUGAUGAUCUUGUGCUUGUGAUGAAGGGCACGUUGGGUGAAUCCCAUAUACUUAUGCAGAUGACAAAAGGGGUUCGGAAUGCUCCAGGUCAUUUCUAUUACGAGACCAAAAUCGCCGCCCCACACCAUCUCCGCACUUGCCCCAUGCCGCCUUCACGCCUUUCACGCCUCCCGCGGUGGAUUAGCCACUGGCUCGGCUACCGUCCCGAGACUCCGAAGCCAUUAGGAACAUACCAAAUAGCCGCAUGGUCCUUCAUUAUAGCUUUCUGCGGCCUCUCGGUACUCCAAGGAAUCUUCAAUUAUUCCGAUUACUUCACCUCACGCCACGUCCCAGGCAUCGUCGCCUCAUAUGGAGCAUCGGCAGUCCUUGUAUUCGGUGCCAUUGAAAGUCCUCUAGCCCAACCACGCGCCUUGAUUUUCGGCCACUUCUUCAGCGCGUUGAUCGGCAUCUGUAUUACCAAGCUCUUCAGCCUUAUGCCAGACCAAGCGCGAUUCGAAUCACUGCGAUGGCUCGCGGCCUCAUUGUCUACCGCCACCGCCAUCGUUGUCAUGCAGCUUACUGGGACGACGCAUCCGCCUGCUGGCGCGACUGCGCUGCUUCCGGCUACCAAUGAUGAGAUUUGGGAACUCUCGUGGUAUUUCUUGCCUGUGGUUCUACUCUCCUCGACCAUGCUUAUGUGCUGCGCCUUGUUGUUGAAUAAUCUGCAGCGCCGGUAUCCCGUCUUUUGGAUUGCGCCUUCUCCUCCACCUAAACCUGCGCCUGCGCCAGAGCCAGAGCCAGCUCCGAAGUCAUCUGCUGAUGCUUCGUCGCUGCAGAAAAACUUGCCUAGAGACUCCGUUUAA